UUGGCAUAAUUAACCUAAAAUUAAACGGCCUCCAAACAAAAGUAUCUUAAUUCGAUUUUUUUUGAAGAAAUGCUUUCCCGACGUAAAUUGAAACUUCGAAUUAAAUUGGUUAUUUUUCUAUGUUUUUCAUUGUUUUUACUUGCAUUAUACACCGUUAUAACAUAUGUUUUUCCUCAAGAAAUUGAUAGAAAAACCCUUCUACGACAAAUAGAAAUGAGUUUAGCCAGUGAAAAUGAUUCACUGUUGUGUAAACCUCCGAAUUUACCUAUUUAUUCUCCAGAAAUGAUGAAAUUUGUUCAUGAUGUGCAUCCGAUAGAUUGCAAAUUAUCUGGCAAAAACUGGGUGAAAUGUAAAGGUUCCAUAUGUUCUAUCCAGGAAGAAGCUAAAAUUGCUCAUGGAAAAAUCCAAUGUGUUUUCACUGAUAUACUUCGAGUAGAUGAUUAUGAAAAUGUUGAUGGUAAAUCUACUGUUACUGAUGAUACAUAUCAAUUAACUGAAAGUGAUGUGGUCAAAGUAGUUUGUAACUCGUUAAAGAGCAAGUGGUCUACAGUUUUGACAACUAUUAGAAAGAAUGAUACUAUUUGGAGAGAGUCAAGUUGGAAUAAAGUUCCAGAUGAAGCUCUGAAAAUGAAUGUCCUCAUGUUUGGGGUCGACUCUGUUUCUCGAAAUCUGUUUAUGAGAAAAUUGCCCCAAACCUACAGUUACAUUACUAAAAAUUUGAAAGGUGUUGUUUUGAAAGGCUACAACAUUGUUGGUGAUGGCACACCUCAAGCUCUUAUCCCAAUGUUAACAGGUAAAACAGAAUUAGAACUACCAGACACAAGGAAACGUUUUCAAGGUACUGAAUUUGUCAAUGCAUACCCUUUCAUUUGGAAUGAAUUUAAAAAAUCUGGUUAUGUGACUGGUUAUCUAGAAGAUAUGCCACUUUAUGGAAUUUUUACCUAUAGAUUGAAUGGAUUCAAGGAAACUCCUGCAGACCAUUAUAUGAGGCCUUAUUACUUAGCAGAACAAUCUGAACAUAAAAAGUGGCCUAAGUUCUGCACUGCCAAUACUCCUCGACAUAAAGUUAUGACCAACUUUAUCAAAGAUUUUUACAAAACAUAUCAAGCUAAACCCAAAUUUAUGUUUGGUUUUCAUGGAGAAUUAUCUCAUGACGAUUAUAAUUUGGUUGGUGCUGCAGAUAGGGACUUCAAAGAAUUUUUGUCAGACCUGAAUGAAUCUAAUCUUUUGAAUAAUACAAUUCUAGUAGUAUUUGCAGAUCACGGGCAUAGGUUUGCUGAGAUAAGGAAUACCCUUCAAGGAAAACAAGAAGAGAGAUUACCAUUUUUUUCGAUUAUACUUCCCCCUUGGUUCCAGAAAAAGUACCCUAAAAAUUAUAAAUAUUUAAGGAACAAUAUUGAGAGACUUGCAACUCCUUUUGAUGUUCAUGCAACGUUGAAGAGUAUACUCAACAUUAGUGUCAAUGAAGGGGUCAACAAGAAUGGGAGAUCCAUUUCUUUAUUCACAGAGAUACCAACGAACAGAACCUGCUCCAAGGCUUUCAUAGAACCCCAUUGGUGCGCAUGCUUGACUUGGCAUCCCUUAGAAAUAACAGACCCAAUCAUAUCCAAACUGAGCGACACAUUAGUCGCUACUUUGAAUAACUAUACCGCUCAAUAUCGUAAUCUUUGUGAUGUAUGGAAGUUGCAUAAGGUGAAUUGGGGGAGUAAGCUCUUGGCAAAUGAGAAUCUGGUCAAAUUCAAGCAAAAUUCUGAUCGUGACGGUUUUGCAGCCGAUUUAUCAGCUGAUACUCGGGUUGAAAUCGAGACCUAUCAGAUAAACGUAGAACUUAUGCCUGACGGAGCUUUGUUCGAAGCCAGCAUAAUACACAGAAUUCAAGAUGACAUUUUUUCGGUUAGGAUAAGUGACAUAAGUAGAAUAAACAUGUAUGGAAAACAAGCAAGGUGUAUCGAGGAUAGUUAUCCACAUCUGAGGAAAUUUUGUCACUGUAGAGAUUGAUUAAUGAGAGAGUUCAGUAUUAUUGAUAAAAUUUAGGUCUUUCGUACCUAUUCUAGUCAUUAAUUUCAUCGGCAAAAGUUUACUUGAGCGCCCAUUCCUUUGAAUAAAGUAUUGUACAAAAACUAGGAUUGCUGGACAUAUAUCCGUCAAAUUGUGAUAUUUUCGCCAUUCGACGCUCGAAUAACUUGUAUGUUUAUGUAUAUCCAAAAAUUUGAUUGAUUUUUCACUGUACUGAGUGAGCCUAACCUAACCUCAAAAUUAUUAAUUUCUAUGAUCAUCCAAAAUUGACUCGCGUUACUCUCGAUAACAUAACUCAAACCUUUUCUUGGUAACAACCAUUUGAAUCAUUAUGGUUGAUAAAAAAAAUCUAAGAUGGGCGCUGAAGUGAACAGCAGCCUACUGACCUAACCUUUUGUAUUAUUUUUUUUUUUUUUUGUAUACAAUUCGAUUAAGGAACUUAAGUAUUAAUUUAGCAAAACAUAGGCGCUUCUUUCUAUACCUUUCUUUUCAUAUUGAAUUAUGAAUUUUUAUUGAAUAUCAUAUGUAUAUUGAAAAUUGAAAUCUAUCAGUUAGGUUGAACCCGCCUUCGUUGAAAUUUUAUGUUUUUGAACUGGAACAGCAACUAGUCAGUAUAUUCAUUCAAGCUCUUUUUUCAUAAAACGUUGAUAUAUGACUAAAUGUCCUCCUGUCCAGUUUAACAUUUCCGUUUAAUAAAACUCGAAAUGUGCCUUAUAUGGCUUACUUUAUUCAAUUAUGAUUUUGCGAAAAUAUUAAAGAAACAGCAGAUUCAAAAAGUAUUAUUUUGAUGCUUGUACAAUUUUGUUUGUGAAGUAUUGUUUGGAUUUUUAUGUACUAUGUCUCUUUUAUACAAUAAGGAAAAUAUAAUAAGCUUAAAAAAUA
Molecule: messenger RNA, 2898 nt
Organism: Coccinella septempunctata (seven-spotted ladybird)
Lineage: Eukaryota; Metazoa; Arthropoda; Insecta; Coleoptera; Coccinellidae
Exons: 9
Coding region: 70-1998 (642 amino acids)
Source: RefSeq, a predicted model, not a curated record